CAAAAACAAAAACGAAUACAAUUUCCAAAAGCAAAAACAAAAGAAAGACUUCCGUAACAACUUCGUUGCUCGCUCCUCCUCUCUGCAACAAUGGCUGUGAAUUCAUCGACUCGUUGCGCGCUUCCGCUGCACCGGACUCUUCCUUCCCGGUCGCCUCUCGCUUUCUUUAAUCGGACCUCGUCGAGACCCGGAAUUUUCACCGAGACUCCGAGCCCGAGGCUCAUGUCGGUUCGUUCCCACAAGCCUGGUCCGGACGGGUUCGGGUCCAGGAAAUCGGUGAGUUUGGAGGAGUCCGAAGCUUGGAUCGGAUCGUCGGGUUCGCACUCGUCGUCGUCUUCUUCUGCAAUUGAUUUUCUGACGUUGUGCCAUCGCCUUAAGACCACAAAAAGGAAAGGAUGGAUCAAUCAUGGGAUAAAGGGUCCCGAGUCAAUUGCUGACCAUAUGUACCGCAUGGCUUUGAUGGGUUUAAUUGCUGGCGACCUUCCCGGUGUGAAUAGAGAAAGGUGUAUUAAGAUAGCAAUCGUGCAUGAUAUGGCAGAAGCUAUUGUUGGAGACAUAACACCAUCUGAUGGUGUGCCUAAAGAAGAAAAGAGCAGAAGAGAGCAGGCAGCUUUAAAUGAAAUGUGCAAAGUUCUUGGUGGGGGGAUGAGAGCUGAAGAGAUCCAAGAACUUUGGCAGGAAUAUGAAAAUAAUUCUUCUUUAGAGGCUAAUCUUGUGAAGGAUUUUGACAAAGUUGAAAUGAUACUACAAGCAUUAGAGUAUGAAGCAGAACAUGGGAAGGUUCUGGAUGAGUUUUUCCUUUCGACAGCAGGAAAGUUUCAGACUGAGAUAGGAAAGAGUUGGGCAGCUGAGAUCAACUCGAGAAGACAUUCAAGGUUGGAAAACGGGCAUAAUUGAUCCUGAUUUAGUUACAGAAACCAACCUUCUUUGAAUUGUAUGGACUGCACUGUGACCCAGAAACAUCCUUCUUGUUCACCAUAGAACCUUCUUGAAUGUUCUUGAAUGUGGGAGGAUACUAGUUAUGUUACAGGACCAACCAAAAACAAAAAUUCAACAUUGACAACUUAACAACCAAAACUGUCACGUAGUGUAUUGUAUCCUGGGUGCUAGCUUCUUGUCAAGCAUUGUCGUCAAUUUUUGUUUCUUAUGUUAAAAGAAUACGUUUUAGUAUUCAAUAAGAGAAGAGAUAGUAGUGUUAUGCUGCC
Alnus glutinosa is the source of this 1205-nucleotide messenger RNA. RefSeq lists its product as uncharacterized. Bases 91 to 897 code for a protein of 268 amino acids. The transcript has 8 exons. The record is from RefSeq and is a predicted model, not a curated record. Gene Ontology annotation, molecular function: 5'-deoxynucleotidase activity. Lineage: Eukaryota; Viridiplantae; Streptophyta; Magnoliopsida; Fagales; Betulaceae. Gene Ontology annotation, cellular component: cytoplasm.